Hypoxylon trugodes is the source of this 949-nucleotide messenger RNA. Its product is annotated as actin depolymerizing protein. Gene Ontology annotation, cellular component: cortical actin cytoskeleton; site of polarized growth; actin filament. Gene Ontology annotation, molecular function: actin filament binding. Bases 425 to 865 code for a protein of 146 amino acids. The transcript has a single exon. The record is from RefSeq and is a predicted model, not a curated record. NCBI's taxonomy places the organism in Eukaryota, Fungi, Ascomycota, Sordariomycetes, Xylariales, Hypoxylaceae. Gene Ontology annotation, biological process: regulation of actin filament polymerization.
UUUUGAGUUAUAGAAUGCCAAAUUGAUUUACUACUUAUGUAAAGCAUAUAACAAAGACUUUUUUAUAUCAAUAUAGCCUAAGAAUAGGGGUAACAAAACACUUAAUCGACAGCUGACACUAAAUAUGACGGGCCGGAACACCCCCCUUAACGCUUAUGCUAACUUGAGACGAUCUAGCGCUAAAAAGGUCCCCGAAUAUCCAUAAAGAUAGAGCUGAUCUUCCUUUAGAGAAGCCAACAAAUCUGCAACAUUUCCUUAUUUCCUUACGAGCAGGAUACUCGAGAUUGGAUAACGACAACAAAUUCGUACAAUUAACCUCGCCAUAUUCCCAUAUGUUAUAGCGACAGACGAAAAAACCAACAAUCACCCUCCAAUUGCGUCCCCUUCCCACCCGAAACAACCCCGAACCCCCAAUUACGCAAAGAUGUCCGGCGCCGACAGCCCUGAAAUCCUAGCCGCGUACGAUGCCGUUCGUUCGGAUAAAGAUGAGACGAAUUGGUUGCUGAUCUCCUACGCGGCAGCCGUGGGUGAUAAGUUAACCCUGACGGGAACGGGGACGGGCGGUCUGGCAGAGCUGGUAUCCAAGCUAGACGAUACCCAGGCGCAAUACGGCUAUGUGCGCGUCGAAUAUUCCAAUGAUUCCGAGAGCAAGCGUGUGAAGUUUAUAUUCGUCGUCUGGAUUGGCGAGGGCGUCAAGGUCAUGCGAAAGGCGCGCGUGUCUAUCGAGAGCGGAAAUGUCAAGCGGGUCCUGGCACACCAUUCCAUCCAAGUCGACGCUCGCGACCGUGGUGACCUUGAGGAGGGCGACAUUGUGACUAGAUUGAGGAAGGCGGGUGGUGCUGAUUACAAUGGAGGACGAGGUUGAAUAAGAAAAUACCAAGCAUUGGGGAGUUGGGGGCGUAUGAACAGCAUAAGCGACUUGAAUUCUUUUUUUAUCUCUUGGGGAUGG